UUUUUUUUUUUUUUUUGUAAAAGUAGAAUGUCAGCGGGUGUAACGGAAGAUUUUUAGAUGAACAUUUAGAGAUAUUAAUUAAUUAAAUAAUUUAAUAAUUAUCGACUUAUUUAAUAAUUAUCCGACUUAUUUAAUAUUUAUCGACUUUAUUUAUUAUGGUUCGUUUAUCAAAUAGUUUUACCCUUUUAUGUAAAAACUAUAAUCCUCAUAACAAAUUUGUUUGGGAUACUAGCAUAUGUAUUUGUGAUUUUAGAAUUAAUAUUCAUGAAUGUCCUGAACAAGAAAUUCUUAAGAUCAUAAAUUGGGUUUUAUUAGCUUAUUGUUUAUUAUUAACAAUAGUAUCAUCAAUAUGUUUGUACCAUUUAAUUUAUGUUAAGAAACAACCUUUCUUUCUUCCUGCAAGAAAAGAUCGUGGAAUUUUAAGACCACGUCCACAACACAUGUACUAUGCUUUGGCUUUAAUAUAUUGUCCAUGGCAAAUCAUUCAUAUACUUCAACUUGUUAACGAUCUUUAUCCGAACGUUGCUUGGGCCGAAAUUUUCCAAAUAUUACCUCGAACUUUAAUAGCAUCAUUUUCGGUAUUAUAUCCGUUGAGCAUUUUAUAUUCAACGGGUGCCAUUGAAUUAGAUACAACAUUAUCUUUAAUGGAAUCAAAAAAAUCUCGGAAUUUACUUAAAAUAGACAUCACAUGUAUCACCUUAAUGUUAUUACCUUUCAUCAUCUUUUUACCAUUGGCCGGAUUAACAGGUUAUUAUGCUGAUAUUGGUAAUAUUGAGAAAGCGAAUAAUUAUUUUAUAGUUCAAAAUAUAUUUUGGGUUUUAUGGGGUUCAGGUUAUAUUGGAUCAAUGAUAUAUUUUUGGUCAAGAUUCAUUCCUAGGGUAAAAAAAAAUAUUGAUGAUUUAAUUUUGAAUGAUAAAAAAAAGAAUCUUGAUUCAAUAUUAGAACAAUUCUUACAAAAUCGUGAUAAUUUAACCUCUCCAGUUAUUUGGAAAAUAAUUCCUGCAUGUCUUUUUCUUUUGGUCUUAUUUAUAUACGUGACUCUCCGUAGAUCUAAUAUUAUUUUUGUUAAUGGGAUUAAUCUUACCAUUAUAAUUAUUUGGAAUUAUGGUUUACCUAUCUUUAUUCAUGUAAUUCAAUGGGUUAUGAUUUAUAAUACUCAUGUGGCAUCAAAAAAACCUCCGAAGAAAUUACAUAGGAAUAAUAAAAAAAUAUGUAAUAGUAGUCAUUAUAAUAAUAAUGGUCGAAGUCGUAGUAGUACUAUUAUAGGAAUAGGUUGUGGUAAUGAUGCUAUCAUACCUUCAGCUUAUCAUCGUUAUUCUUAUUCAUCAACAAAAAUUUCGAAUUAUAAUAAUAAUAAUAAUUCUUCUCCUAGUACAACUUCAAAACAUUAUAGUAAAAAAGAUUUAUAUAAUUCUACUUAUUCAUAUUAUAACGUUGAUAUUAAAUCAAAAAAAGCAGAAUUGAUGAAAAAUGGUGUAAGUACAAUUCCAAAUAAUAAUAAUGAUAAUAAUUAUAAUCAAAGAUUUUCUAUUCUUUCUUUACCAGAUAAUAAUAAUAAUAACAAUAAUACUAAAUCAUUACAUCAUAGUUAUAAUGGUAGUUCUUCUAAUAAUGUUAAAUUAAUUAAGAAAUCACAUAGAAAUACCACUACCACAAUUGUUAAUAAUUAUUAAGAAAAAAAAGUUUAUUAAAAAAGAUUUUGUUAUUACAAUGAAUUAGUAAAGUGUAGUUUUGAAUGGAAUUGAAAAAGUUUUUUUUUUGAGAGUAGCGAGAAUAGGAGAGUAGCGAGAGUAGUGUGAAAGUAAAAUAAAUGUCUUUUUUUUUUCUCAAAAAAUUAAAAAAAUGUUU
Molecule: messenger RNA, 1848 nt
Organism: Rhizophagus irregularis DAOM 181602=DAOM 197198
Lineage: Eukaryota; Fungi; Glomeromycota; Glomeromycetes; Glomerales; Glomeraceae
Source: RefSeq, a predicted model, not a curated record